AUGAGGAAGGGACUGUGUCGCAGCCGCCCGCGCAACAGCAACAGCAACAAAAAGAAACAGGUUGAAGAAAAGCCAGCAAUUAUCUUUCCUUUGACACCUCUACACAAGGCUUGUCACGAGGGCAAUUUGUCCAGAGUCAUCGAGCUGCUUGCGGACAAAGAGCAGGUCGUUGCUUCAACCGACAAAGAAGAAGAAACUUCAUUGACUGUGGAACAAAUGAUCAACCGCCGCGUUGGUCCGGAUUUCAUGACCUGCCUCCACUACGCAGCCGAGGCUGCAUCCAUACAACGACAAUCUGAGCAGCAGCCGCAGCCAGACGAAGGGCAAACAAACACUGUGGACAACGAAACAGCGGCUUCCAUCGUUAUCCAUCUAUUGGUAGAGGGCCACGCCGACCCCUCCAUUGUAGAUGCCCGCAGUCGUCCGCCAUACUUUUUGGCAUCCCACGACAAAAUACGAGAUGCAUUCCGCAUGGCCAGAGCCACUCUUGGAGAAGACUACUGCAAAUGGGACACCAAAGCCAAAGUAGGGCCAGCAUUGACGGUAGACGAUCUUCAAGCAAAAAGGUCAGAGGCAGGCCGAAAAGAACGCCAAGAAGCGUGCUCGACAAAGGCAGAAAAAGGCAGAGGAAAAGGCUCAAGCGGAACACGAUCAAAGACAACGGGAGCUGGCUGA
Molecule: messenger RNA, 675 nt
Organism: Seminavis robusta
Lineage: Eukaryota; Bacillariophyta; Bacillariophyceae; Naviculales; Naviculaceae
Source: the annotation of a GenBank genome assembly